This is a messenger RNA of Mercenaria mercenaria, 4129 nucleotides long. RefSeq lists its product as uncharacterized. Lineage: Eukaryota; Metazoa; Mollusca; Bivalvia; Venerida; Veneridae. The record is from RefSeq and is a predicted model, not a curated record. The transcript is spliced from 2 exons. Bases 1584 to 3317 code for a protein of 577 amino acids. Gene Ontology annotation, molecular function: DNA binding; site-specific DNA-methyltransferase (adenine-specific) activity; zinc ion binding.
UCCGCGUUACACCGUAUAGUGGAUAACUGUUGUCCUGUCAUAGCUGCAUUACAAAACAUGUAGAACAAGUUUUGGUAUAGCCAAAGGCGUGGCUUUAUGCUAUAUAAAUAGAAGUAAUAAGGGGGGUAUUCAGUUCUAGCGAGAUUUUUCUGGAGUCACCUUCUACUUUUCAACAUGGACGAAAGAAUGGAGAAUAUGAUACAGGAUAAAGUUCAGCAGGCAUUUACGAUGCAUAAAACAGAUAUGUUGUCGGAGAUGGAAUCCAUGUUCAAUAAGAUAAGUGAAAAUUCUAACAGUUCUCAGUUAAAUAAAAUAUCUGGUAUUGUGAAGUCGUCAGUUGGACAAAAAUUUAAGAGAAAAAGCAAUGAGGAACAAUUUAAAAUUAAUGAAAGUAUUUCAUUAAAGUUAGAUGAAGCAUCUGAAUCCAACAAUUUGCAAGAGGCACGCUCAAAAAUCGCGGAAGCGAAGACCAUGAUAACACACAGACAAAAGCUGAUAAGAUUGGCCGAUUCGUCCGAGCUAGGAUGGAAACUCGUAAAUGAAUAUGAGUCAAACCCUCUAGCCAGUGAUUCGGACGACGAAAAGCGUAUAUACAAAGCAGAGGCACGGGCCAACCGUAAAGCUAGAGCGGAAAAGGUUAAGAGACGAUCCCAGUUUAGGACAGCACCUUAUCGUAGGAUCGAGCCUAGCAGAAUUGAUCAAAGCCCACGACAGCAAAACCAAAGUCAGCAAAAUUCAAGACGUUUGCCAGGGUUAUGUUUUGCUUGCGGAAAACCAGGUCAUUGGAAGGGAUCACAAGAAUGCCCAAUGACCAAUACUAACAAUAAGAUAAGUACUUAUUUUUGCAAUAAGAUUUGUAAGCAAAGUUCGGAAAACUUUUCAGGUGUCACCAAAGGUUUAGAGCAAGAAACAAAAGGUGAGAAUCUAUCGAAAAAUAAGUUUGAUAAUAAGUCAGAAGACUUUCAGAAUUCCGGAAAUGAAAGAGAUCAAAAACAGGUAAAAUCACCAGUAGGUAGGCUGAAAGAAUGUUUUACCGAAUGGGAAAGCGCAACUAGCAGUCUUUUUAUCAAAAUAUUGUAAAAGAAGGUUACAGACUACCUUUUAAAGAAAUACCUAGCAGCGUCGUGUUAAAGAAUAAUAAAUCGGCUAGAGAGAAUCCAGAAUUUGUUCAUACAGAAAUUAAGAGUUUAUUACAGAAAGGUGUCAUAUCAAAAACAGAAAAUCUUCCACAUGUAGUAAAUCCUCUAACUGUAGCAUAUGGUAAAUCUGGAAAACCAAGGUUGGUUCUAGAUUGCAGACAUAUUAAUCCGCAUUUGCACUUGUUUAAAGUCAAGUUUGAAGAUGUUAAUGUGGCUAAAGACAUUUUUGAAAAUAGUUCUUUCUUAUUUACAUAUGAUCUAAAAGGUGCAUACCAUCAUAUUGAUAUUUUUGAAGAACAUAGAACAUAUUUAGGAUUUUCAUUCGAAAACACAUUUUAUGUAUUCAAUUCCUUGCCAUUUGGAAUUCGAACAGCAGGCCAUAUAUUUACGAAGCUUUUGAAAGUAGUUGUAACAGUAUUACGUGAAAAAGGUCACCGAGUUGUAAUGUUUUUAGAUGACGGUAUAGGUGGAAAUAGAGAUUAUGAGACCGCAGUUAGGUCAAGCAGAUGUGUUCAAAACACAAUAAAGUCAUUUGGUUUUCUUUUCGCAGACGAAAAAUGUCAAUGGCAACCGACACGGAAUGUCGUAUGGCUAGGUCAUGUAAUUGAUAUGAAUAAAAAUUUGUUAUUCAUAACGGAAGAACGAAUAAGGAUUUUAGAAAUAAAGAUAAAAUCACUUGUUUUGCAAAUACGAUUGGAUAAAUGCGGAAUAGUACCUGUCAGAUUUUUAGCUUCAGUAGCAGGCCAAAUAAUCUCUAUGCAAAGUGUAAUCGGUAAUAAAGUGAGAUUAUAUACAAGAGAGUUGUUUAAGUGUAUAAACGCAAGAGCUAGCUGGAAUGCACCGGUAAGGGUAUCAGAACAAGCAGUAGGAGAACUGCUGUAUUGGAAAGAGAAAGCACGAUCACUUAAUGAAAAAGGGAAAGAUUUAAAGUAUUUCCCUAAGAGUGAUUUUGUAUUAUACGUGGAUGCGAGUGCCACGGGGUACGGAAGUUUUCUAGAACAAGAUAACCUUAGUUCAUAUGCCUGUUUUGUUAAUGACAAUACAUGUUUCCCGGAAGCGGAAUCGGAAGGUAAGUGUAACAGUGUAAAUGUUACAAUCAAGAAAACAUUAGCUUUCCCGGAAGAGAAAGUAUGUGUCCCACCGGAAGUGGAGAGAGAAAUGAUACGUAUGUCCCCGGAAGUGGACUCAGUAAGGAAAAAUAGUUUCCCUGAAGUGGAAUUAGAAGGUAAGUGUAACAGUGAAAAUGUUACAAUCAAGGAAAUAUUAGCUUUCCCGGAAGAGAAAGUCUGUGUUCCACCGGAAGUGGAUAGAAAAAUAAUACGCAUGUUCCCGGAAGCGGACAUAGUAAAGAAAAAUAGUUGUCCGGAAGCACACACAGUAAAGAAGGUAGAUUCGAUUAACAAAAAAUGUUUAAAAUUUCCAUGUAGGGAGAUAAUAGGAGAUUGGUCGCUUGAAGAACAAAAUAAAAGUUCUACGUGGAGAGAGUCUGAAGCUGUAUAUAGAUCAAUGAGAACAUUUGCAAGUACCUUGAAAAAUUCACAUGUUACGGUAUAUUCAGACAACAAAAAUGUAAAAUCAGUUUUGUUAAAUGGUAGUAGAAAAGCAAACAUUCAAUCAAUUUCAAUUGAUUUCAAUAAUAUUUGUCAAAGAGAAAAUAUAAAAGUAAAUCAAGAAUGGAUUCCCCGAGAAAGCAAUACUAGAGCUGAUUUUUUAAGUCGGUGUACAGAUAGUGAUGGUUGGGAAAUAUGUGAUGAUAUUUUCCACACUUUUGACCUAAAAUGGGGAAGAUACACCAUAGAUAGGUUUGCUUCUAACCUGAAUAAUAAAUGCAAGAGAUUCAAUUCGAGAUGGUGGGUACCAGGCACAGAAGCAGUUGAUGCUUUAUCGCAGAACUGGUCACAUGACAUAAACUGGAUAGUUCCGCCACCAAGAUUGGUUAUGAAAUGUUUAGUAAAAACUCUCGAAGAGAAAGCUAAUUGCACAUAUAUACUACCAAAAUGGACAAGUGCGCAAUAUUGGCCAUUAUUGAUAGACAACAGAGGAAAUUUUAAAUGUUUUAUUAAACAAUAUAUAAACCUGAGCAGGUCACAUGUUGUAAAAAUGGGGAAUGAAAAUCACGGAUUGUUUUCACGUUCUCCAUUAGCAUUUGAUAUGAUUGCCUUAAAUAUUGAUGUAUAAGGAAAAAGUAAAUUUAUGUGAAGUAACCAAAUAACAUCUAGUUUACAUGUAAAAGAUAUAGACUGUAAUCAUUCAUACAGUAUUAUUUUCAACAGGUGUUGGCUUAAAGAACGUUCUUAAGCGGAAGUGCGAGGAUGCUGGGAUUUCUUCAGACGCUCACGAUUCUACUCUUAACAAGAUGUCAAGUUAUUUACUGCAAUCUAGAGCGGACAGUACAGUUACAAAAUAUAAAAACUCAUACAAUCAGUUCCAGCGUUAUUGUCAGGAAAACGACUUUAUUUCCAUGCCAGCCGAAUCUAUAUGUGUAGCGAUGUAUCUGACUCACCUACUUGACACGGAAAAUCAGACAAUGUAGUUACAGCAGCAUUAUAUGGUAUAAAGUGGGCGCACAAUUUAAAUGACUGUAAUGACCCUACAGAAAGUAAACUAGUGAAAACUUUACAUGACACUGCAAAACGAAUUGCUUCAAAGCCAGUUAACAAGAAGGAUAUAGUUAGCAGCGAAAUGUUACAAACUUUAUGUAAAAUUUUUGCUGAAAGUUCAGAUGUUGUAGAUGUAAGAGAUCUUGGUAUGAUAAUGUUAGGUUAUUCAGGGUUUUUAAGGUUUAAUGAAAUCAGUAAUUUACACUGCAAUGAUAUAGAAUUCAAAACAGAUCACUUAGUCUUAAAAAUAAGAAAAAGUAAAACGGAUAUAUAUAGACAAGGAAAGGAAGUCUUGAUUUCAAAAGGUUCAUCAGUAGCUUGUCCGUAUUCACUUUUAAAAAGGUACAUGCUUAUCUCGGGUUUAGAAAAUAAUACAGAGGAUUUUUUGUU